Molecule: messenger RNA, 2294 nt
Organism: Drosophila sulfurigaster albostrigata
Lineage: Eukaryota; Metazoa; Arthropoda; Insecta; Diptera; Drosophilidae
Exons: 2
Coding region: 980-1402 (140 amino acids)
Source: RefSeq, a predicted model, not a curated record
CCAUAAUUGCAGCGCAACACAAUUGCUUUUGUGCGCCAAACUGCCAACAACGAAUUCAAUUUUGUAUCUUUUCUUUUUUUUUUUGUGUGUAGCACACAUGAACUUAAACAUAAGCUUAAGCAUUUUGUGAGAAACUGUUGUGUGCUUUUUUCCCUAAAUCAUUUUCAAUUUAUGCAGAGCUGUUAUAAAAAAUAAUCAUACAAUUUGUAAACAUACUGCAAAAAUUUCUGUAGUCCUUUCAAUGAAUUUGAUUUGCAAAUUAGUGUGAAAUUCGAAAUACGCUUUUUCUGAAACUGAUUUCAAGUGUACGAUUUAUUUAUGUAAUUUCUUCUGAAUUUAAAACAUAAUUUGAAUGUCGAAAGUAUUGCAAAAGUAAUGCAACUUACUUGUUAAUGCUACAAUAAAUUAAUGAAUGAAAUAUGAUGGCCUUUAUAUCGUGGCGUACUUAAAAAAAAGAUUAAAAUGUACAAGUUUUUUGUUUCUGUUCUUAUGAAUUGCGGAAAAACUUUGUUUACAAACAAUUCUUUGACUUGUCAGUAUAUUUCAAGAAAUUCUUACCAAAAUAAGAUACAAAUAACAAAUCUUUAUGCAGUAUAAGAAAACGAAUAUAGCUUAACAAUUGAAAUAUAAUGUAAAAGCUAUACCACAGAGAUUAUACAUAGCAAGGAAAUGUAAAGUAGUUAAAUAAGUUUUCUAAUUUCUACCUUUUUUUUGCAUACUGAAAUUGAAUUAGAGCAAAUGUAAUCAAAAGCAGCUACAUUUGAUUUUGUAUAAAACGUAAAUUGUUUAACUGCAUUCAAGUGUUGAAUAGAAUUUGCUUUGCUCUGGCCCCGGGCAAUGUCGUCUUCCAAUUCCAAAAAUUAACAUUGACAUUGAAUCAGCGAGUCAAGUAACGUGCUUCACCAUCACUUUCGCUGACCAAGCAUCGAUCUCGUGUCAACAUUCUCGCAUUCUAACUGACUUCUUCAGUCAGUCCACAAUGCAUUGCAGUCGCAUUAUCAUCAUCACAAUUUGCUUCUUCGUCUACUUCGGUAGUUGCAAUGCGUUGCCCGCUCGCCCCAUGUUGCACCGUCGUCAGGUGGUGCAGCCCACUUGGCUGUUGCAUCCCUCCCAGUUGGCCACGGGUCAGGCGGCCCUAGUGCGAGUGACGCCACAGAAUCUCAAGGAGGCGGAAGCGAUUCGCAGCUCCAUUCAGAAGGCGGUCAAAGAGGGCAGCUACGUGGUGGCCGCAGAUCCCAAGCAGUACCAAAUUGCGCUUUCGCAGCUGGGCUACAACACUGGCAUGCUUGGAGCAAGUCCAGCAAUGCCAAUGUUUCCAGCGCUUCCAACGAUGCCCAUGAUGCCGGCGUUCACGAUGCCAAAUGCCAGUUGGUGGCAGCAACCGCGUUUAUUUUCCACCUAAUCUCGCAAAGUUUAUUAUAUUUCAGUUGUAACACAUAUUAUAUAUAUAAUAUAUAAGAAUAUAUAUAGUAGUAGUAAAUGUCGCAUAGCGAUUUGCAUCUCAGCGAUCGAAUAGAUGUGGAAACUUGAGUAAUUUACGCAUCUUGAGAAACUGCAAAAAAAGUGAACGAAUUUUGUUUUUUUUUAUAUUUAUUUCGGUUCUCUUUGUAAAUUAACUGGAUUUUCACUUGGUUUUUAUUUAAAAAAAACAAAAAAAAAAUAUUUUUUUUUAUAUAUAAUAAUAAUAGUCAAUAAUCAAUAUGUAUGUAGUAAUAAUGAAGUAUAUACUAUGUAGCAUAUGAAAUUAACUAUCAAAAACAAUGCCAACAAUGCUAAUUUAUGUUUGUUUUGUUUGUCAUGAAAUUUGUUAUACUCUUUAAGCGAUAUAUUUUCGAUAUAUAAAUCGAUGCAAUCGCUGUACAAAAUUCUUUAAACAUUACUUUAUCUAGCUCUAAACAAAAAUGCUCUAAAAUACACGUACAUAUCAUAUCAUAUACAUAUAUCAUGUGUGUUUGUGUGUAUGGCGCAUCAAUAGGGUAUACAAUAGUCAUGUUUUAACUAGAACUAGGCAUUUGGUAUACAUAUAUCUAGAUCUUUAUAUAUAUAUAUAUUUAUAUAGUUAUUACAUUUAGGAUGCGCAAAAAACAUUUUCUUCGUGUGCGGCUUUAUAAGUUUUUGUUCCCGUUGCAAUGAAAACCGACAAAUAGCAAAUAUCAUUUCGAAAAACAUUAAACAAACUAAGAAAUAAACAGAAAAUGCUAUCAACGGCAUGCCGUAGUUAUUGUUAUAUCCUUGCAGAUAGUGCUAACAGAUCUUAAGUGAAUGAUAUUGUGGUCCAAAAUUUUGAAUCAAAA